Penicillium griseofulvum is the source of this 909-nucleotide messenger RNA. RefSeq lists its product as uncharacterized. The transcript is spliced from 2 exons. The coding region runs from base 1 to 909 and encodes 302 amino acids. NCBI's taxonomy places the organism in Eukaryota, Fungi, Ascomycota, Eurotiomycetes, Eurotiales, Aspergillaceae. The record is from RefSeq and is a predicted model, not a curated record.
AUGAAGUUCUUCAACGUUGUCCUCAUUGCGGCUCUUGCUGCCUUUGCCAAUGCUGCCGCUGUGCCCAACCCCGAAGCUGCUUUGACCAACCCUCUUGAAAAGCGCUGUAAAGGACCCGCCAUCAUGCCACCAUCUAUCAAAAAGAUUUCGAUUUUCGACUUCAAAGUCAGCGAGCACGAGAUAGACUUGGGUAAAUCGGUUCCCAAGCUGCAAGGAUCAUCCAACUGGAGGGCAUGGGAGAAGCAGAUGCUCAGGAUGCUGGGCUUCAACAAUAAGGUCUAUGUGCAGUUGAUCAAUGAUGAGAUGUGGAUGCCUUCACCUCCUACGUAUGAAGAUGCAUCUCAUGCCAGCGUUAAGGCUCUACUUCUCAAAGAAGCCGAAGGCAACAAGGAAAUGGAAUGUCGCAUUACAGAAGAGGUCAUCGAAGCUCGCUGCGCCGAAAUUGUCGCCUCAAAUUUGGAGCUGCAGAAGCGCUACGCAGAUGGCGAAGAGAAGUGGGAAAGAGCCAACAAACGGGCUUUGCAACAAUUUGUAUCUACACUCGGGCCUGAGGCUUACGCUUUGGUCAGCGGACAUUCAAAUGUGCAUGAUGCCUACACUAAACUGGCAGAGGAGUACUGGGACGAAACGCACUAUGGUAGCUACUCACGGUUCUACAAGCUUCUCAACCUCCAAUACAAAAAAGGAGAUCCUCACACCUUUGUGGCGCGCUUCAAAAAGCUCCUUGGGGAUUACACUGAGGUUGUUGGCAAAAUGACACCCAUGCAAGAGUUCUGCCACUUUCAGUGGGCAACCAUCUGCAAUGAUCUGUGUUAUACUAAAUAUUUCAUCGACCUCGACAUAGAUGACGAAGAACCUGACUUGGACCAGAUCUACUCUGACUUUAUCAAGAUCAUGAGAGAGAACUAG